UCCCUUUAUAGAAAAGUUCUUUCAUUUCUUCUCCUCUUCUUUUAUUUUUCUCCUCCGGUUGCUCAAUCCGAUCCCACCCAGACAUUUCGGAGUUUGAGAAAAAAAAAAAAAAAAAAAANAAAAAAAAAAAAAAAGACGAUGCCUUUUUGCGAGGUGGUGAAAGAAGACGUCGGCCCAGAGACGACGCUUAACAAUGCCGCAGUCAAGAUCUUUUACAGAACAUAUGGUCAUGGUCCUGUCAAAGCUCUUCUCAUCAUUGGUUUAGCUGGAACCCAUGAAUCCUGGGGUCCUCAAAUCAAGGGAUUGACUGGGAAAGAUAAACCCAACGACGACGAGGAGGAGGAUGGAAUCGUUUCCGAUGAUGAUUCAGGCAUCGAGGUUUGUGCUUUUGAUAAUCGUGGUAUGGGUCGAAGCUCCAUACCUACCCACAAAUCCGAGUACACAACAACGAUAAUGGCAAAGGAUUCAAUUAGUUUGUUGGAUCAUUUGGGUUGGAAGAGAGCUCACAUCAUUGGUCAUUCUAUGGGAGCAAUGGUAGCUUGCAAGUUAGCUGCGUUGGUGCCCGAACGGGUUCUUUCUUUGGCUUUGCUUAAUGUUACAGGUGGAGGUUUCGAAUGUUUCCCCAAGCUUGACCGACAUACGAUUUCCAUUGCCAUACGUUUUCUCAAGGCAAAGACUCCUCAACAAAGGGCAGCUGUUGAUUUGGAUACACAUUAUUCAAAGGAUUACCUAGAAGAAUCCGUAGGAACUAACACAAGACGGGCAAUUUUAUACGAGCAAUAUGUAAAGGGAAUAUCAGAAACUGGAAUGCAGUCCAAGCACGGGUUUGAUGGCCAACUUAAUGCUUGUUGGUUACACAAAAUCACUAAACCAGAGAUCGAAUUAAUCCGCUCGGCUGGAUUUCUUGUCUCAGUCAUUCAUGGAAGGUAUGCAGCACCAACGCAAUUAGAAUCAAAGUCACCUCAUGCACUCAGUCUUGAGUUUGUUGAUCUUGUAAAGCAUCUUUACCUCUACAUAGUAUCUAAUUUGAGUAUGUGGUGGGUUAUAUGCAGACAUGAUGUGAUUGCUCAGAUAUGUUACGCAAGAAGAUUGGCACAGAGACUAUAUCCUGUUGCUAAAAUGGUGGAUCUUCAUGGAGGUCAUCUUGUAAGCCACGAGAGAACAGAAGAGGUUAAUAAAUCUCUUCUCGAGUUAAUCAAGGCGUCAGAAAUGAAGAAAAAACCAACUGAUUGGACUAACCUCACCAUGGAAGAUCCAGGUUAUUUCAAGAGGAGACUAACAUUGAUUAGAAGCUCCUCGGAAAGCAAGAGUGCCGUCUCUCCUGGACAUUUCAUAGUGGAAAAGUUCAAUCGCUUUCUACUUUUCCUCUUCGGACUUCUGGUUUUGGCAUUUGAGUAUGCAAGAAGAACUUUCAGGAUGGUAAAACCCGUCAAAGUUGGACCUUCUCUCACAUAACAAUAACCCUUCACAUUCCAAUUUGUCGACCAAAAAUUGUCAUACAAGCAAUGAUGCAGUUCUUCAAUGAUCAAGCUGAUGAAAACAUAAGGGCUUAAAGAUAAUCUUGCUGCAAACAGAGGCUAAGAGAAGGAGUCACUGCUUUUACAUGGAAGAGAUGAUACAAUACCAACUGUCGAUAUAUACACACGUGUAGAGGAUCAAUACAACACAUUUGUUACGAAUGUAAUAUGUAAUUAUAAGACAUUGAAAUCUCAGUUGAGAUACGUGUUUCUGUGUACCUAAAUGAGAGAACACAACUGUUUCUUAAA
Molecule: messenger RNA, 1766 nt
Organism: Camelina sativa (false flax)
Lineage: Eukaryota; Viridiplantae; Streptophyta; Magnoliopsida; Brassicales; Brassicaceae
Molecular function (GO): catalytic activity
Source: RefSeq, a predicted model, not a curated record